Molecule: messenger RNA, 1194 nt
Organism: Pleuronectes platessa (European plaice)
Lineage: Eukaryota; Metazoa; Chordata; Actinopteri; Pleuronectiformes; Pleuronectidae
Gene: mdfic2
Product: MyoD family inhibitor domain containing 2
Exons: 2
Coding region: 526-750 (74 amino acids)
Source: RefSeq, a predicted model, not a curated record
CCGUGAAAGUGGAGAACAUUGUGUUUGAUUUAAAUUUUUUUACACAGGAUUACUGUAUGGUAACAUUACCACAAAGCCACUAAUAUUGGCAGUAAAUUGUCCGUUUCUACUUUUUCAAAUUAAUUACUGCAGUUACAAAUGGUGAAACAGGCUUGUUACUUUUCUCUUCUGAGACAUGGACAAGUGCAGACGACAGCUGACAAAUACAGUCCUCAGCUGAUUUAACUGUGCUGCAAAUGACUGAGUCAAUCAGUCAGCACCAGUACCUGUUGAUGAUAAGUAUGUCUUUAUUUAUUAUUUAACAUUUUGUCUCUUACAGAAAGGAUUCAAUUUGAAGCUCAAGUCAGAAACUGGGGACCUGCAGAGAUUAAGGCUGGGGACACCAGUGGGGACACAGAUGCUCAGCAGACCAGAGAGUGUGACAGAUCCUCUUCCCCUCGGUUCUCUUUGAAAAAGUACCUGAGGAGAUCUUCCUCCAAAGCCUCUUCCUCCACUGAGUCUCUGUCUUCUUCACCGCAGAGCAACAUGGAUGUUGACUGUGCAGGAAUCAUCCUCAACUGCCUCUUCUGCCGCUUCGACAGCAGCAACUGCUGCCCCAACUACAAGCAGGUCGUCACAGCAGCAGAGUCUGCAUCCAGCAGUGACGAUGACUCGUGCACGGACUUGGACUGUGGUCUGCUCAGUGCCUGUAAUGAAGGAGGGGAUUGUCUGGAGCUGGCGAUGGAGGUUUCUGAGUUGUGCUUCCGCUAGGAGGAAAACAAUACGCAUUACCCUAAGGAACUUGAUGGAAAUGCAUCAGACUGUGAAGUGGACAGUUUCUUCAGGCUAAAACUCUGAUAAAUGCACAGAAAAUGAUAUCAAAGCUGUUACAUGCAACAUUUGUGGUGUUAAAAUGACAAUAAUAUAGAUAAUGCAUCUGUGAAUGCAUGUGACCUUGUAUCUAUAUAAUGUAAUGGCCUAAAUCUAUGAAACGGACCCAUUUCAUCAGACAGUUUGACUUUGACAGGAAAAGCCAAGUGGACCUAAAUGAUUGACAACCGCUGUCACCCAUUUUUAAAGCAGCGAGCCUGAACAGUAGAGCCAGGAACUGAAUGCACACACUAUUAUUAAUCACACCUACUAUGUUUGUGUUUCCUGUCAAGGCGUAUUUAAUAUUUCUGUGAAAAAAGGGUCUGUUAGGUGUUCCAUGUUAUG